CGGCGCUCAGUUCUCUUCCGCCUAGGGAACUCCGCCAGCCCCAGGAGCGCGGCAGCAGACGGAGGAAAGCGGCGGCCCCGGAUCUCGGUUUCUCACGUGCGCCUGGCUCUCGGAACCCACCUGCUCUGGGGUCCCCUAUUCCCAGCCCGCAUCCGCCCAGCGGGCGCCGCACAGCUGAUUCUCCACGCCGCUGGGGAGUCGCGGGCCGGGCGGAGCGGGUGGCGCCGAGAUUCUGCGUCAUCACCUGGGCGGGGCGGGCCGCCGUUGACGCCAUCACCUCCGCACCUGCCAACAUGGAAGGUGACGGCGGCGUAGCUGGGGCUGGCUUUAAGGCUCUGGGCUCUGCAACGGCUGCUGCGGCAGUCAGGGAGCUUCUGCAGGACGAAUGUUAUAGUGAUUUUUUAAAUGAAGACUUUGAUGUAAAGACUUACACUUCUCAAUCUAUUCAUCAAGCUGUAAUUGCUGAACAACUAGCAAAACUUGCCCAGGGAAUCAGUCAGCUGGAUAAAGAACUACACCUACAGGUCGUUGCAAGACAUGAAGAUUUAUUGGCACAAGCAACUGGGAUUGAGUCUUUAGAAGGUGUUCUUCAAAUGAUGCAGACAAGAAUUGGAGCUUUACAGGGAGCUGUUGAUAGGAUGAAAGCAAAAAUUGUUGAGCCAUACAAUAAAAUAGUAGCCCGUACUGCUCAACUAGCAAGACUUCAGGUUGCCUGUGAUUUGCUUCGGAGAAUAAUUCGAAUCUUGUAUCUCAGUAAGAGACUCCACGGACAACUGCAGGGGGGGAGUAGAGAGAUAACAAAAGCUGCUCAGAGUCUCAAUGAACUUGAUUAUCUUUCUCAAGGAAUAGAUCUUUCUGGAAUAGAAGUAAUAGAAAAUGAUCUACUUUUUAUUGCAAGAGCUCGACUCGAAGUGGAAAAUCAAGCUAAGCGCCUAUUGGAGCAGGGUGUGGAAACUCAGAAUCCAACCCAGGUCGGAACAGCUCUUCAGGUUUUCCAUAAUCUUGGAACUUUGAAGGAUACUAUUACCAGUGUCGUGGAUGGAUAUUGUGCUACCAUAGAAGAAAAUAUCAACAGUGCGUUAGACAUCAAAGUUUUGACUCAGCCUUCCCAGUCAGCUCUGAGAGGGGGUCCUGGACGAUCUACGAUGCCAACGCCAGGAAACACUGCAGUGUUUCGUGCUUCCCUCUGGACCAAUAUGGAGAAACUUGUGGAUCAUAUUUUUACUGUUUGUGGCCAGGUACAACAUCUACAAAAAAUAUUAGCCAAGAAGAGAGAUCCUGUCUCUCACAUUUGUUUCAUUGAAGAAAUAGUUAAGGAUGGACACUCUGAAAUUUUAUACACGUUUUGGAAUUCAGUUACUCAAGCACUUUCUUCUCAAUUUCAUAAAGCAACAAAUUCUUCUAUGUUUUUGAAACAUGCAUUUGAAGGAGAAUACCCUAAAUUAUUGCGUCUUUAUAAUGACUUAUGGAAGCGUCUUCAACAACACAGCCUAAGUAUUCAAGGAAAUUUUAAUUCAGCUGGAACUGCAGACCUCUAUGCUGACUUACAACACAUGGAAGAUGACACACAAGACGUGUUCAUACCAAAAAAGCCAGAGUAUGAUCCAGAAAAGGCUUUGAAAGACGCACUACAACCCUACGAGGCUGCUUAUCUGUCAAAAUCCUUAUCUCGACUCCUUGAUCCUAUCAAUUUGGUUUUUCCUCCUGGUGGUCGUAAUCCUCCUUCUGCGGACGAACUUGAAGGUAUCAUUAAAACUAUAGCAAGUGAACUAAAUGUAGCGGCUGUUGAUGCAAACCUCACAUUAGCUGUGUCAAAAAAUGUGGCUAAGACCAUCCAGUUGUAUGGCAUAAAAUCGGAGCAGCUGCUCUCCACACAAGGAGAUGCAAGUCAGGUGAUUGGGCCUCUUACAGAAGGGCAGAGAAGAAACGUGGCAGUAGUGAAUUCACUAUAUAAGUUGCACCAGUCGGUAACAAAGGUGGUUUCCAGUCAGAGUUCAUUCCCACCAGCAGCUGAGCAAACUAUCAUUUCGGCCCUAAAGGCGAUCCAUGUGCUAAUGGGAAACGCUGUGCAGCCCUUACUGACAUCAGUGGGAGAUGCUAUAGAGGCCAUCAUCAUCACUAUGCACCAAGAAGAUUUUUCUGGAUCAUCCCCCGGCCCAGAAAAGCCUGAUGUUCCCUGUUCUCUCUACAUGAAGGAGCUUCAGGGUUUCAUUGCCAGAGUUAUGAGUGACUACUUUAAACACUUUGAGUGCUCGGAUUUCGUCUUUGACAACACUGAAGCCAUUGCCCAAAGAGCCAUUGAACUUUUCAUCCGCAAUGCCAGUCUCAUAAGACCUCUUGGUGAAGGUGGGAAAAUGCGACUUGCUGCUGAUUUUGCACAGAUGGAGUUGGCUGUGGGUCCGUUCUGCAGAAGAGUAUCUGAUUUAGGAAAGUCCUAUCGAAUGCUCAGGUCAUUCAGACCACUGCUCUUCCAGACCAGUGAACACAUGGCCAGCAGUCCUGCAGUGGGGGAUGUUAUUCCAUUCAGCAUCAUUAUUCAGUUUUUGUUCACAAGAGCACCUGCUGAGCUGAAAUCUCCCUUCCAGAGGGCGGAGUGGUCCCACGCACGCUUCUCCCAGUGGCUGGAUGAUCAUCCCUCUGAAAAGGACAGGCUCCUCCUCAUCAGAGGCGCGCUGGAAGCUUAUGUUCAAUCAGUAAGAAGCAGAGAAGGCAAAGAAUUUGCACCAGUAUAUCCCAUAAUGGUUCAACUGCUCCAGAAAGCUAUGUCUACGCUUCAGUAAUAAUGUGCAAUAUUUCUUAAUCUCCAUUUUGGGUUAACCCAUCCAAGGUUGGCAACUAAAGACAUGCUCUAAAAGACAGCUACUACCUACUAUUUUGAAAACAUAGUUGAUUUUUCUGUAUUGCCUGUUGGUCUUUUCCUGUUUACCUCUUAAUCCCUUCUGCCUUCCACAGCAUAAAAUGUCAAAAUAGAUUCAUUCAUUUUCAAACUCUAUGGAUCUGAUUUUUCCAGAAACUCUUCUCUCCUUCCAGGUUUUUUUGAGGCUACCUACAAUGUCUUUCCCAUCACACAGCAGAUGCCCCACUGCUUCUUAGAGAGAUGAUCAAGUUAGUAAGUAUGACGUAUUCUCCUUCACUGGAUAGGUCAUAGCCCAGUAUUUUCCACAUUUAGCUGCACAUUAGAAUCACUGGUAGCUUUAAAAAAUAUUGAUGCCCAAUUUGUACUCCCUAUUAAGACGUCUGGGGGCAGGGGCCAGGCAUUCAUAUUUUUUAAAAGCAUCAAGCAUUUUCCAACAUGCAACAGUUCGAGAACCAGUGCCAUAUCGCAGGGCUAAGAUGCAGGGCUAAAUGUGUUAAUGUGUCAUACUACAUCUUUAAUAAAAGAGAGCAAGGCUGUCUUCACAUCCUGUGUGUCAUCUUAUUAAAAGCAGACUUUUGGGGGCUCUUCAAACUUUAUAACAGAGCUGCCAAAUUAAAUAUUUUUACUUUACAUGGAUUCUUACAAAUAGUAGAUAAUCUAGAUCCUUGUUUUUCAACUAUUGCCCAUGCCAUCAUUAACAUUUUAUUUUAAAUUUCGUGUUGAAAAUCCAUAAGCCACUUAAAAUAUUUCCCAUCCCUUGAACCUGUUAUUCAUGUGUAAUGUUCAGUCAGGAUCAAUCAGCAAAAGUCAGAUAAACAAUUUUUUUCAUUUUAUUUGAAAUAAUAUACAAGAAUAUAGUGUGCAAAAUUUAGGGGCAACAUCAUGAAGAAGUGUAAUGAACUGAAAUCAAUUUUACAGCUGUGAUUCUUAACCAGAAACACCACUUGGUAAG
Molecule: messenger RNA, 3809 nt
Organism: Sus scrofa (pig)
Lineage: Eukaryota; Metazoa; Chordata; Mammalia; Artiodactyla; Suidae
Gene: COG5
Product: component of oligomeric golgi complex 5
Biological process (GO): intra-Golgi vesicle-mediated transport
Cellular component (GO): COG complex
Source: RefSeq, a predicted model, not a curated record